Oryzias melastigma (Indian medaka) is the source of this 2968-nucleotide messenger RNA. Its product is annotated as girdin-like. NCBI's taxonomy places the organism in Eukaryota, Metazoa, Chordata, Actinopteri, Beloniformes, Adrianichthyidae. The record is from RefSeq and is a predicted model, not a curated record. The coding region runs from base 193 to 2289 and encodes 698 amino acids. The transcript has a single exon.
UGACAUCAGCAGGACGUGUGUGUCGCUGACGUUUUAGCCUGAAUGAUGUCGUCUGACAUCAUUAAAUCGUCUCUAUUUUUUCCUAUAGGACAUCUUCCAGCAGAUCCGAGUUAGUCUUCACAGACACCCAGCAAGACGAGCACAAGAACACAAGCGCCACACGUUACUGGAAAAACAAAAAGUUUUCUCAGAAUGUCCCACGUUGAAGAAUUUCAAGAGGUGGAUGUUUCCACUGAAGAACUGAAACAAAUCACAGAGAGACUUAUGGAGCAAAACGACGCUUUGAACAAACAUGUUGAGAACAUUUGCAAGAAAUUGCAAAAAAGGAAAGACUUGGAUGCUUCACACAAAGACCUGAAAAAAUCACGGAAAGCUGCUAUCAAGGAAAACAAAAGACUGGUGAAGCAGGUGGAGAGUCUAAGAGUGGACGUUGAAAAGCAGACCCACGUGGAACAAAUGUGUGAAGAGGAGAGGAUAAAAACCUCUCAGGUCUCUGAAAGUAACCAGGAGCUGAGGACAGUAAUUGAAGCACUUCAGUCCAAACUUCAGCAACUGAAAGAAAUGAAAAAAGACAUUUCUGGCUUCAAGUCUGAACAAAAAAUUCUGGAACAAGAGAAGCGAGCUCUGCAAUCUCAACUGAAGAAACUCCAGAAAAAGAUUGACCGCAAAGCACACCUGGAACCGGAUUUGAAAAAAGAAUUUGAUGACUUCCAGGCUUUGACUCAACAAACUGAGGAACUAAGGCAAAGCCUUCAGGAGUUGCAAAACCAAAAUGAGGAACAGAAGAGGAUGGAAGAGAACUAUCCUUCAAUGACACAAGAACGGUUACAACUCACAGAUCUGAAGGCUCAACUGGAAAAAGAGAUUUCUGAUCAGAGACAGCAGAAGGAGGAAACACGUCAGCUGAUUGUUCGACGUGAGGAGGAGAAGAGACAACUGGAAUUGCUUCAAGAACAAACAAACGUUCUCACAGCAGAAAGAAACGCUCUGACAGAAGAACUGAAACACCGAGAAGCUCUGGAGUCUGAAUGUAACGAGAAACAAGCAGAAACAAACGACUUGGUGAUACAAUUUUUCAACCUUGAACUCAAUGUUGCGGAGCUGAAGAGAAUUAUUUCAGCGUUUGACGAGGUGAAAGAAAAACUCAAGGUUGCAAAAGAGGAAAAUUUGAAGAAAAAGAAUCAAAUAGACCUUUACUGCAAAGAAAUCCAAGACCUGAAGGUUCAGAUACAAGCUCCACAACAGGAAGUCGCUGCUCUAAAGACAGAAAUCAAAGAUCUCCAGGAGAAAAAUAAGGAACUGAAAGAGGUUCAAGCUGAAUAUCAGAGAAUCUCUGAAGAAAAGUCCAAACUGGAAGAUAAGAAGAAGCAGCUUCAGGAGGAGGUUUCUCAUCUGAAACAGCAGCAAGAGGACGUUUGUAAACUGGCAGGUCAAUAUAACAAGGUACUAGACAAACUAGGACCCCUUCGAGAGGAAACUAAGGACCUCAAAGAUGAAAAAGACAUGCUGACUGAUCUUCUGAAACAGCGGCAACUUCUGGAGGCUGACUACGAGGAGAUAAAAGCAGAAACUGACCAUGUGGCAGAAGAAAACUUCAACCUUCAUGUUGAAGUUGAUGAUCUGCAUAAGAAGAUUUCAAAUUUGAAACAUAUGAAGGAGAGAGUGGUAGAAGCAAAGGAGACAAAUUUGAAAGCAAAGAAAGAACAGGAGCUUCUCCAGAAGCUAAUCCAAGACCUGCAGGUUCAGAUACAAGCUCCCCAACAGGAAGUCGCUGCUCUAGAGACAGAAAUCAAAGAUCUCCAGAAGGAAAAUAAGGAACUGAAAGAGGUUCAAGCUGAAUAUCAGAGAAUCUCUGAAGAAAAGUCCAAACUGGAAGACAAGAAGAAGCAGCUUCAGGAGGAGGUUUCUCAUCUGAAACAGCAGCAAGAGGACGUUUGUAAACUGGCAGGUCAAUAUAACAACGUACUAGACAAACUAGGACCCCUUCGAGAGGAAACUAAGGACCUCAAAGACCAAAAAGAAAUCCUGACUGAUCUUCUGAAACAGCGGCAACUUCUGGAGACUGACUAUGAGGAGAUAAAAGCAGAAACUGACCACGUGGCAGAAGAAAACUUCAACCUUCAUGUUGAAGUUGAUGAUCUGCAGAAGAAGCUUCAUGCCUUGGAUGAUGUGAACGACAGAGUUUUAAAAGCGAAGGAGGAAAAUUUGAAUGAAAAACAUGAACAUGACCUUCUCCAAAAGGAACUCGAAGACCUGCAGGUUGAGCUGACAGGAAGAAGAGACGAAUGAAAACGAGAGGGACAGAUUUGACCUGGAAGACCUGAAAAGCAAACUGGAAAUGAAGGUUUCAGAUUUGAGCCUGAACCAGAACAAAGAUCCAGGGUUUUCCUCCAACACGCAAACUAAUGUUUAGAAAAGGGGCAAAUGGGUAAUUGGAGGGUGGGGCUGAUUUUACAGCAUUAGCUUUACUUAAAAUGUUUUUUUAAUUUGUUUUAGUUGUUAGUUGUUGUUUUAUGUUUUUAUUAGUUUUUAUCAAAUGUUAUCUAUGGUAGUAGUUGUUGCUAUCUUGCCUUUAGUUUUAGUCAUGUUUAUUGUAUUAGAACUUGAGUAGGAAGGGAAAAAAAACAGUAAACAGAUGGUUGGUGGGAUAUGGAAAUUCUUCUUAUUUUUUUAAUUUUAUUUUAAUUAACCUGUUUUGGCUUUGUGAUUCCUGUGCUAUCCCGGGAUAUAAGGAACAUGUGUGUAAGUGUUAGUGUAUGUGGGGGUGUGGAGGGUUAUGGCGUAACCCCCAUGAAGUCUCCUCUUCCCUAACAAGAAACUUCACUGGUUAGGGAGGAGACCUCAGGGGGGUAUGCGACUCUUAAAUGCCCCGCCGCCGCCACAGACACACGCAAACCCAUCCCAUCUCCCAGUGUAGCACAAGAGCAAAUUUGUCUAAAUCAGAUCUGAUGUAAAAAAAAAAAAAAAA